ACGAAUAACGGACGAGAGUUGGAAAUUUAUGCGGAAACAUGUUCUUCUAAGAAGUCAACAAAACAAAAGAAAUUUUCAUUUUUCUAUUGGCCGUUAAAUUUUUAUUUGGAAGAUGAGCGAAGAUUCACCCGAUCAAGUUAAAGAGGGUGAUGAGAAUGUGCUUGAUGACAUCUUGACUGGCAACCAGGAAGAUGAAUUACUUAAUGCUGAAGAUUCGAUGGACAUUUCACCGUCCAAAGUUGUAAAACGAACAAAAGUUGUUGUAAAGAAAAAGGCUCCAGUAAAAGCAAAAACAAAACCAGCUAAAACUGUGGCAGUGAAAAAAGCAGCUGCAAAAAAAGUUGAAGAGGAAACGGAAGAGCAGGACGAUGCUGAAAUUUUAGAUUUGGAAUCCAAACCAGAUGAUGAUGAGCAAGAAUCAACCCCAAAGAAAUCUCCUGUGAAAAAAUCUCCAGCCAAGCGCACAGCUGUCAAAUCUGUCAAAGGCCCUAUUUCUAAGAAAUCCAAGAAGGUUGCCCCAGCAGAGGAAGUAAUGGAGGAGGAUGAAAAAGAAGAGGAAGAGGGAAAGGUCAAGAAAGGAAACAUUGAUAAAGAACUGGAUGCAUCUCAUAAUGAAAGUGAUGCCAACGACAGCAGUCUGAAUCAAACCACAGAGGAAAUAAUCAACCCCGAGGUGAUGGACAACGAUUAUGAUUUGCACAGUGAAGCUAGUGAGCAUCAGGCAGACGUUAUAUCAGGGGGCGGGUCAGACAUUGAAUCUGAGGGUGAAGGCGAGGGCGUAAACUCUAAGAAGCGCAAGUCGUCGGACAAGCGCGCAAUCUCGCCUAUCCAGUGGGACCGGAACAGUGACGAUGAUGAAGAAGACGAGGAGGAGAAAUCAGGGGACGAAGGCAGCGAGAAAGGUAGCAAGAAGUCCACUGAAGAUAGCGAGAAAGCCCGUAAGAAGAAGCUGAAGUAUUUCUUCAAGAAUGCUCGCUACUACCUCAUCAAGAGCAACAACCAUGAGAAUGUGGCCCUAGCCAAGGCAAAGUGUGUUUGGUCCACACCCCCUCAGAACGAGGCGAGACUCAACCAGGCAUUUAAGGAAUGUGAUAACGUGAUACUUGUUUUCUCUGUUAGAGAGAGUGGGAAGUUUCAAGGUUGUGCACGUCUUGCUGCCCCGUCCACGAAGGACCAUCCAGCAAUCCGGUGGGUCCUUCCACCCGGCCUUAGCCCCAAGGCUCUCAGUGGGGUGUUCAAGUUGGACUGGAUCAGCAGACGAGAGUUGGACUUCACAAAGACAACACAUCUACACAAUCCUUGGAACGACAAUAGGCCAGUGAAGAUAGGACGAGAUGGACAGGAGAUUGAGCCAAGAUGUGGCGAGGCACUUUGUAAGCUGUUCCCUUCAGACGAGAACGUGGAUUUGAAUGAUAUUGUGCGGGAAGCGAAGAAAACAAGUGCAGGAAGAGGCGAUUUUAAUUUCCGUUCAAACCGAGGACGCGAUUCAUUCAGAGGAAGAGGGGAUUUUAGAAGGCGUCGCCCCGAUUUCAGAAGGGAUUUUGGAGGCCCCCCACCUGCUAAAAGGAGUAGGCCUGAUUUUAAUGUGGGGAGAGAAAGAGGAUUCUUCAGAGAGCGAAGGUCCGACAGAGGCUCAUCCAGAUUUAACCAGGGUGUGCGGAGGGAAACAUUUAUCAAUGGGCAGUCAUCGACUGCACACAAUGAUUAUCAGUCCUCCACUAUGUCUGUCCCACAAUCUGGCUACACCUCAUACAGGCCUAAUCUCUAUAAACACAAGGAGUCAUACAAUGACUACAUGAAGGAGUUUGUUCAUCACGCCCCUGUCCCAGCACCCAUGUCGCACUAUCCACAGCCCACGACAUACACCAUGGCCCCGAUGGCACAGUAUACGUCCUACGACCACUCACGAGACUAUCAGAUGGCCGUUGCAGUCGCCGACUAUGGCCGGUCACAUUCCCCGCCCAGGACCAGAACUGAGAAACACACAAGUCGUGAUGCAUAUGAGAAAUAUUCCAGCCGCUUCAGACCGUCAGGCGAUUAUGACCGUGAUGUGGAGGAUUUCCUGCGUAGAACAACCGGUCACGCCCCACGUGCGCGUGAACAUGAACGUAGCCGUGAACGGGAGCAUCGCCAUAGAGACAGAGAACGAGAGGAGCGGGAGAGACCACGUGAACGACACAGGGAACGCAGAUGAUGUUGCGGUCCUUUGUCAGGCGUUCUCGAUCACGUAGUCAGCGAUUGUUUCUUAUUUUGAUAUGUGCUGGGUCUCAAUUUGUAAGCUUUAUACAGGUUAUUCAAUGUGUGCAUUGUUUUGUUUAUUUCUGUUGUUUUUUUCAGACUUUUAAAAAAUGUUUUGAAUGUUUGAAAUACUGGCUCUAUAAUGUGUAAUUUAGUCAUGCAUAAAAGCUGCACAUUUUUAGCACGACUAUUAUAACUAUAUGAAAUAUAUAUAGUAGAGCUACCCUACCCACCCCGGCGUCUGCGUUAGCGUAAGCGUGCAAAUGUUAAAGUUUUCGUACUACCCCAAAUAUUUUCUUUGUCCCUUGACAUAUUGAUUUCAUAUUUUCAUACUUGUUGACCAACAUGACCCCAACCUAUAAACAAGAGCAGAAAACUCUAUCAAGCAUUUUGUCAUAAUUAUGUCAUAAUUAUGGCCCCUUUUCCACUUAGAAUAUGCAGCAAAUGUUAAAGUUUUCGUACUACCCCAUUUAUUUUCAUUGUCCCUUGACAUAUUGCUGUCAUAUUUUGCAUACUUGUUUACCAACAUCACCCCAACCUUUAAACAAGAGCAGACAACUCUAUCAAGCAUUUUGUAAUAAUUAUUGCCCUUUUUAUACUUAUACAUUAAUAUGCAUAUUAUUGAUAAAUCUAUGUAAAAGUUUGCGUACUACCCCAAAUAUUUCCUAUAUCCUUUGACAUAUUGCUUUUAUAUGUUGCAUAGUUGUUUACCAACAUGACCCCAACCUUUAAACAAGAGCAGACCACUGUAUCAAGCAUUUUUACAUAAUUAUGGCCCCUUUUACACUUGGAUAAUUGAACAUUUUGCUUUAAUUGCCAUAACUUCUUUAUUUAUUAUUACAUUUUAUUAUUACUUUGACAAAACAACAAUUACCUCAAUACAACAAUGGAUUCCACCCAAACAAUACCCCACGCCCCUACCCAGAAUCCCUCCCCCCCCCCCCCCAUUUUUUUU
Messenger RNA from Dreissena polymorpha, 3193 nucleotides. Its product is annotated as YTH domain-containing protein 1-like. Gene Ontology annotation, molecular function: N6-methyladenosine-containing RNA reader activity; mRNA binding. NCBI's taxonomy places the organism in Eukaryota, Metazoa, Mollusca, Bivalvia, Myida, Dreissenidae. The record is from RefSeq and is a predicted model, not a curated record. Gene Ontology annotation, cellular component: nucleoplasm. Bases 113 to 2194 code for a protein of 693 amino acids. The transcript is spliced from 18 exons. Gene Ontology annotation, biological process: mRNA splicing, via spliceosome; regulation of alternative mRNA splicing, via spliceosome.